Trypanosoma cruzi is the source of this 669-nucleotide messenger RNA. RefSeq lists its product as uncharacterized. The transcript has a single exon. Lineage: Eukaryota; Euglenozoa; Kinetoplastea; Trypanosomatida; Trypanosomatidae. The record is from RefSeq and is a predicted model, not a curated record. Bases 1 to 669 code for a protein of 222 amino acids.
AUGCGCCUGUCCGACACUGCUUUAAGUGAUACGGAGCGGUACGCGGUUUGGUGUGAACAAAUACGGGCCCUUUUCGGUGUCAGCGGUCGCGAGGAGGAGGGCAGAGAGGUGCUGGAGGAUGAGGAUCGGCUAUUCGCUGGCGGCGUCAGAAGUGGGAUCAGCGAUACGGGCGCGAAUAAACAUCCAAAGCGAGGAACGAGGGAUGCUGAUGGUGGAGAGUUCCCGUACUGCUUCUACAUGCGCAUGCUCAGCAGCGGGAAGGGGGAGAGAGCCCCAAAAGAAGUGAAUGCUGAAGCCCAGCGCUACUGUGGCGACACUCUUGGUUGUGGUUCUGAUAGUGAUGGCGUCUCCUUUUUCUCUCGGCAACAACGGCGAGAGGUGUUUGUGGACGAGGAUACGUUAGCCGCCCGAAUUGCUUCAAAUCUAAACACUUAUGCACGUCGACUUCGAAGGGAACAUUACGAGGAUGUCCCUGAAGUACCGGUGGUCGAAGUCAAUCAGUGGACCUUCCGUGAUGGCAGGGUGGAAGCCUUAUCAGCCAAGGUGAAUGAAGAGCUUCACGAACUGCUCAUGUACGUUCGGCGCCGAAAUUUGUUGGCGGAGCAGUUACGUCGUCAGUUAGUGCACACCAAGCAACUUCUCCUUUACCAAAAAGAGGCGACGUCAUGA